This is a messenger RNA of Anarrhichthys ocellatus (wolf-eel), 6005 nucleotides long. RefSeq names its product dihydropyrimidinase-related protein 5-like. Gene Ontology annotation, molecular function: hydrolase activity, acting on carbon-nitrogen (but not peptide) bonds, in cyclic amides. Gene Ontology annotation, cellular component: cytoplasm; cytosol. NCBI's taxonomy places the organism in Eukaryota, Metazoa, Chordata, Actinopteri, Perciformes, Anarhichadidae. The record is from RefSeq and is a predicted model, not a curated record. The coding region runs from base 3708 to 5435 and encodes 575 amino acids. The transcript has 14 exons.
ACCAACAAUUAUGUGAAAAAUGAAGAUACCAGGGUUUAUUUUCUAAAUCUAGUAAUGCUUGACAAGAAUUGAAGAAAUUAAUUAUCAAUAUUUUUUAUUUAGACCGUUGAAAUAUUUGAUUAUGUCUAUCAUUAACAGCCGUUAUUUCCCCUCUAACGUUACAUAACGUUAGCUUAAUAUCAAGAGUUUUUGUGUUUUAUUGCAAAGAAAUGUCAUUCAACCAAUGAUGUAGCUAUUCCUCCCUCUACAUUUGAAUGGGGAUGAUUUAUCGCGAGCCUUUUCUUUAGCUACUUAAUGAUAUUUUAAAUGACAUUGCGUGAAUUUCACAUGAUAAUAAAUCCAAAGAAGAAUGGAUGAAGAUUGGUCGUAUGUUGCAAAUUAGCACCGUGUGCUUUUCGGCGACGAAAUAUGGGAGAAAUGUGUUCGUGUGUGUGUGUGUGUGUGUGUGUGUGUGUGUGGGUGGGUGUGUUUCGCGUGCCAUCAGUGCUAUACGGCUGUGUGUUAACGUUACUGUAGUGUAACGUGUAUGUGUUAGCCGUUAUGUCUUAUAUUCGUUACAGUUAUUCUCUGUCCUACCAAAUAUCUUGAGUCACAGUGGUGUGGAGGAUGAUGAUGAUGAUGAUCACGAGAAGGAGGGUGUGUAGUCGUCAUGCAUACAAACGAGCCUGCCGAUGUGUGUGUGUGCGUGUGUGUGUGUGUGUGUGUGUGUGUGUGUGUGUGUGUGUGUGUGAACAUAAUGUGAACAGGUGACUUGAUCUCCCCUCCUUCUCUUUAUCUGAAGGUAUGUAUUUUGCAUGCAGCCCUCCUCCAGUCUUGUGGAUGAGGAGGCACUGAGGCCCUCCCAUCAUUUGGUUUAAGGAUACUGGAGGGUGCUUUAGGGGCCUCCAGGGGUCCUCAAUGCAGCACAAUGAACAUAAUAUAUUAGACAGCCUCCUAAAUAGAUGACGUAACCUGUUUGCAUACACACAGUGUAGUCCAUUUUACUCUGAAUGUUGACAACUAUUGAUGCCCAUCUUGCCUGAUAUCAGACAGAUUUGUUAACUUGUUACACUCAGCACUCGUGUUUUAGAGGAUGUAAUAAGAAAUCAUUUCAUUAAAUUAUUUGGUUAACGAGCAGUACCUUGAUCCAGUGCGCAGGGUGGAGUUCUGCAUGUUCUCCCCAUAAUGGCGACGUUAGUUUCCUCCGGCUGCUUCGCUUUCCUUCCACAGUCCAAAGACACAGAUUAGACUUCUGUAGUUGUGACUAUAGUGGAUGUGAAUGGUGUCUGUAUGUGAUAGAUGGGUGAUGUGCUCCACCUCCAGCCCAGUGUUAGCUGCAACCCUGCAAAUAAUAAGAGGGCCGGACAUUUGGUAAAUGACUUAAACAAUCAAUCAAUCGAUUCUUAUGAAACGGUCUUAAUUUAACACCGAUAGCUCUUUGUGACCGACGUUUUCUAAAAGCAUUCUGGCGCUCGGAAACUCUGCCUAAAGCCUAAAAAUACUCUAUUACAAGUAAAAUUCCUGAAUUCAAAAUGUUACUUAGGUAAAUGUAUAGAAGUACUGUCAACAAAAUGUACUUAAGGUAUCAAAAUAAAUACUCAUUACGCAGAAGGCUUCCUUUCUAGAUGUUAUAAUAUUAUGGAAUAUUAGAUUAUUAAGUCCUGAGGUCCAAUUCACAAAAUGUUAUAGAUAACGGCCGGAUAGUUGGGAACAAGACAAACAGUUUUAAGGCCCGGGUAAAGGCUAGUUUAAAGGCAGUUAGAUGCUAUUUGGCUUGUUUUCGGCGCAGGAGGAGAGGUCAAAGGUCAGACAGAAGUUCUACUUCGAUUAUUUCUUCAAAUUUCACCUGAGACAGAGGAGAGUGAAGGGUAGGAAGAGAUGAAGAUGGAUUAAUAAAUAGAUGAUAGACUAUCUUAACAUUAGUAUAUAAUUACAGCGUGAUAAAGAGUGCAUUUAGAGAGAGAGAGACUCUAAUCCUCUGAGUGAUGGCCUAGUUAGUUGUGCGACCGAUGUUGUUAUUGUCUGUUUAUCUGUGUGUGUGAUUCACUAAUGGCUUAUUCAUCCAUGAACCCCCAGUAGCACCCUCAACUCUUUAAACCUCAUCCUGUGUGUGUGUGUGUGUGUGUGUGUGUGUGUGUGUGUGUGUUUGAUGUCUAUUCUUAUAUAAAAUUGCUUGUUCAGUAUGACUUGUCUUAUGUACGUUUGUUCUGGAUUUAUAAAUAGCUCUACUGUUCUCUCACACACACACACACACAUACACACACACACAUACACACACACACCAACAUUGGCUCACGCAUUUUUGAGGUAAUGGCACACACACACGCACAUAGUGACUCGAACACUCAAACACACACACCGUGUACGCCGACCCUCCCUGUGGCGUUCAAGCAGUAGUCAGCAGCUGUCUACUCCUUUCUUCUCACUUACAACAUGCAUCAACACACACACACACACACACACACAGAUGUCACACAUGGAGCCUGCACUUGUUCAGAGGAUGUCAGCACCCACCAUGUCACAUUUACACUGUUUCUAAACAUUCAGGCUUUUUCCCAAAAUAGAUUUUACUUCUCUUCAUCACAAGACGAAGGUUUUAAUCUUCAUCCUGCGUUUCGUUUAGUUUCUGACUGCAGCGCUGCUUCAAUUAUGCAACUUGGCCAAUUAAUGGUAAGCAACACCAACUGAUUGAUCAUUUUAGCCUUUUAGUUCACCCUUUUCUAUAAGAGUAUUUGUUCUUAUAUCGUUUUUUGCCAUACUAGAUAUGGUUUUGGUGUUCAUGUUUAUCUUAAUAUAGUAACACUGCCUUUAAUAACACAAUCUGAAUAUUGUUCAUGAUUAUCAGGCCGGUCAUACCUUAAAGACCAGCGUGCAGGUUUUUCACAGGAAGCUGUGAAGUGGCUGCGUGUCUCUGGUACGACAACAUUAUGAAAACAUCUGACGAUGUGACUUUGGGAGUCUAGAGACUAAAUCUGCCUUCUGCGCCUCAUUCAUUAUUAAUCAACACCCCCAUUAAGACUUGUGUCUGUGUGUGUAGGUGUGCGUGUGUGUGUGUGUGUGUGUGUGUGUGUGUGUGUGUGUGUGUGUGUGCGAGUUGAAGCAGCUGGUCACAGGGUGAGUGAGAAAUGUUGCCCGGUGUGUCACUGUUUGCCUGUGUGUCUCUCUCUCUGGCUGUCUGGCUGUCGUACCUGCUAUGACUCAGUGAACACACACACACACACACACACACACACACACACACACCUUUCUGCUUACAGUCCUUACACACACACACACACAUACAAAGCUCCCCGUGUGGAGCAGCCUCGGCCUAUAAAUAACAGCAAUGGAGGCCCGAAUAUCACGCAGACGUCACUCUCUGUCAACUUCACCAAAUUUCAUAUUCCCUUCUCGUAACUCGUUUCACCCACUGAACACGACCGGACAAAAAGAGCAGAACAAACACUGCGUAUAUAUCAUGGGUCCAGUAAAUGUAACCGAUUCGUCAGUAUAUCAUUCAAAGCAUUUGUUUUAACUUUGUGUUUUCCAGAAACAGGUUUCAGUCUGUCAUUUCCUGUUUCUAUCUGACAGUAACAUCAGGAUCUAUAAUGCCAACAAAGCAGUGAAUUGAAUCAAAUCUGCAGACUAUAUUUAUUGUGAGAGAGAGUCGGGUUGUAAACCAUCCAGAGGCGGGAGUCCAGCAAUCGGUUCUGUGAUUUGGCACCGGGCCUGCUGGACCUGUAACCAGUAUGUUUCCAGUACAUUUCCAGACUAUGGCUGCCAACAUGGGGUCGAUGCGUAUCCUCAUCAAGGGAGGGAAGGUGGUCAACGAUGACUUCACCCAGGAAGCAGAUGUCUACAUCGAGAACGGCAUCAUUCAGCAGGUUGGAAAGGAGCUGAUGAUACCGGGCGGGGCCAAGGUGAUUGACGCCUCUGGAAAGCUUGUGUUGCCGGGCGGAAUAGACACCAGCGUGCAUCUGCAGGACACUUUCAUGAACGCCAGCAUUCAGGAUGACUUCUACAGUGGGACCAAGGCGGCUCUGAUGGGCGGUACCACCAUGGUGAUGGCCCUGGUCCUGCCUGAACAGCACUGCUCCCUGCUGGACGCCUACGAGAAUUGCCGAGCUCUGGCCGACGCCAAGGCAUGCUGCGACUACGCCCUGCACGUCGGGGUGACUUGGUGGGGGCCGAAGGUGCGUAGCGAGAUGGAGACCCUGGUGAGGGAGCACGGAGUGAACUCUUUCCAGAUGUUCAUGGCCUACAAAGACACGAUGAUGCUGAGGGACUCGGAGCUCUACCAGACGCUGCAGACCUGCAAAGACAUCGGGGCCAUCGCUCGUGUCCACGCCGAGAACGGAGAGCUGGUGGCAGAGGGUGCCAAAGAGGCUCUGGGUUUAGGCAUCAAUGGACCGGAGGGUAUUGAGAUAAGUCGACCAGAGGAGCUGGAGUCUGAGGCUACUCACAGAGCCAUCACCAUCGCCAACAGGGCUCACUGCCCGAUCUACCUUGUGAAUGUGUCCAGUAUGUCUGCUGGGGACAUGAUUGCUGCUGCUAAGAUGCAAGGUAAGGUGGUCCACGCAGAGACCACAGUAGGUCACGCUGUGCUGAACGGGAUGCAGUAUUACCAUCAGGACUGGGUUCAUGCCGCCGCCCACGUCGUCGUCCCUCCUCUCCGCCUCGACCCCAACACGCCCAGCUACCUCAUGGGCCUGCUGGGCAAUGACUCUCUGAGUGUCGUGGCGUCAGAGCACCGUCCAUUUAGCAUGAAGCAGAGAGCUUUGGGCAAGGACGACUUCACAAAGAUCCCUCAUGGAGUGGCUGGAGUCCAGGACAGGAUGAGUGUCAUUUGGGAGAGGGGAGUGGUUACAGGGAAAAUGGAUGAGAAUCGUUUUGUGGCAGUGACGAGCUCUAACGCUGCUAAGAUCUACAACAUGUACCCACGCAAGGGUCGCAUCAUCCCCGGGGCUGAUGCUGAUUUGGUGGUCUGGGACCCGGACGCAACAAGGACGAUCUCCGUGAGCACUCAGGUGCAGGGCGGAGACUUCAACCUGUACGAGGGGAUGCGCUGCCACGGGGUUCCGCUGGUCACCAUCAGCCGCGGACGUCUGGUGUGUGAGAACGGGGUGUUCAUGUGUGCCGAGGGAUCCGGAAAGUUCUACCCUCAGCGCACCUUCCCCGACUACCUCUACAAGAAGAUGGUGCAGAGAGAAAAGACUCAGGCUUACAAAGGGGUCAACAGGGAUGCCUACUGUGGUGACGUGGCCAAGGUGGCAAACACCAUGAAGAAGGAGCUUGGUUUGGGCCCAAUAGACGGAGAGGCGGCCAACAAAGGCUGUCCUCGCUCGCAGCAGGGAGUCCGAGACCUCCAUGAGUCCUCCUUUAGCCUCUCAGGGUCUCAGGUCGAUGACCACAUCCCGAAGAGGUCCUCGGCCCGGAUCCUGGCCCCUCCCGGCGGUCGCUCCAGUGGUAUCUGGUAAUCGCUGCUGCCGGAGCUACGCCCGUCCGAGUCUCCUUGUUUUGUAUAAUUCUACGCAACCAGGAAAACUGCACUGAUUUCUUAAUCACAGGAUAAAAGUUAAGGGAGGAAUAUAAAUUGAAGCAUGUUUCUGUGAUUGGUGAAGACCUAACUGAUGAUCAGUGAUCUACCAAAGUGACUUUCACGAAUCUAAUUUGUCUUAAUUGGAGUGACUGACCCGAAUAACUACACAAGAGGGAAGGGCUAUCUAUGAAUUUAAAACGGUUCGCUAAAUUCAAGCUGAUCAUACUAACAUCGACAGAGUCUGCUCAUUACCACCCUGCUCGUAUCCCACAGAGAAACGCAAAUUAAACAAACUGUGAAAGAUCAAAACCAGUACAGUUUUUAUGGUUUGAACUGAAGUGAUGUCGAAUGAAUUAUUUAAAAAUAGUGGAACUGAAAUCCGUGAAAUAUCUAUUAUACCCCCGUCUCACACACACACACAUCCAGUGCACUGUAGUCAACAUAGCGUUACACUCAUAUGAAGACGUGUGUGGAUUCUGUUUGUGAUUAAACACCCACUGUGCUCGGC